GUCAAACCGCACCUUACGUCAGUUGUAUUUGACAUAUAGAUACACAUGUUUCGUCUUUGCUGUCGCACGUAAAGUUAGUCAAUUUUAUAAUUUAAAAGAAAAUGACGCCCGACGUGGGCAGCGGUAGUAGUGAAGACGAUAGCCAGCAUUCAGAUAAUGAAGAAACAGAGGAGCAGGAACCAGAAGAAGCAGGAGGUGACAAUGAAGAAGACGACAACACUACGUUCAAAGAUUUGGGUGUAGUAGACGUACUAUGUGAAGCUUGCGAAGAACUAAAAUGGAAGAAACCUUCGAAAAUCCAGAAAGAGUCGAUACCUGUGGCAUUGCAAGGGAAAGAUAUCAUUGGGUUGGCGGAAACUGGGUCUGGUAAAACUGGCGCUUUUGCCCUGCCUAUACUACAAGCUCUGUUGGAAAAUCCACAACGAUACUUUGCGUUAAUAUUGACACCUACCAGAGAAUUGGCAUUCCAGAUAUCAGAACAGUUUGAGGCACUUGGUGCAAGUAUAGGAGUGAAAUGUGCAGUAAUCGUGGGAGGCAUGGACAUGGUGGCCCAAGCUCUCAUUUUGUCCAAGAAGCCGCACAUUAUCAUAGCCACCCCAGGACGACUGGUUGACCAUCUUGAGAAUACUAAGGGAUUUAAUCUUAAAGCUCUCAAGUUCUUGGUGAUGGACGAAGCUGAUCGCAUUCUAAACAUGGAUUUCGAAGUGGAAGUCGACAAGAUUCUUCGCGUGAUCCCUCGCGAGCGACGCACGUACCUCUUCUCUGCCACAAUGACUAAGAAAGUGCAAAAGCUACAAAGGGCCUCCUUGCAGGAUCCUGUAAAAGUCGAGGUCUCCACUAAGUACCAAACUGUUGAGAAGCUGCUACAGUACUAUCUCUUCAUCCCUGUUAAAUAUAAGGACGUAUACCUAGUUCACAUUCUAAACGAGAUGUCUGGCAACUCGUUCAUCGUGUUCGUGGCGACGUGCGCAGGCGCACUCCGCACCGCACUGUUACUGCGCAACCUCGGUCUGGCGGCAGUGCCCCUGCACGGGCAGAUGUCGCAGAACAAACGUCUCGCUGCUCUCAACAAAUUUAAGAAUAAAAGUCGAUCCGUACUUAUUUGCACUGAUGUCGCUUCAAGAGGUCUGGACAUUCCCCACGUGGAUGUGGUGAUAAACCUGGACAUACCACUGCACAGCAAGGACUACAUACAUCGAGUCGGACGCACGGCUCGAGCAGGACGCGCCGGCAAAGCUAUCACUUUUGUGUCGCAGUACGACGUGGAACUGUACCAGCGCAUCGAGCAGUUGAUAGGCAAACAGCUUCCGUUAUAUAAGACGGAGGAGAGCGAGGUCAUGGUCCUGCAGGAGAGAGUUGCAGAGGCACAGCGACUUACUAAGAUUGAAAUGAAAGAAUUAGAAGACAAGAAGAGCAGUAAAGGCAAGAAGCGCGGCGCUGACUCGGACGACGAUACGGAAGAGGCGGCCGGAGUAAGAAGACGUAUCAAGGGGAAGCCAAACAAUAAAAUCAAACAUGGCGGCAAAAAGAGAAAACGUUAAUAAAUAAUGUUGGUUAAA
Messenger RNA from Spodoptera exigua (beet armyworm), 1559 nucleotides. NCBI's taxonomy places the organism in Eukaryota, Metazoa, Arthropoda, Insecta, Lepidoptera, Noctuidae. The record is from the annotation of a GenBank genome assembly.